Pteropus alecto (black flying fox) is the source of this 2305-nucleotide messenger RNA. RefSeq names its product phosphatidylserine synthase 2 (gene PTDSS2). The record is from RefSeq and is a predicted model, not a curated record. The coding region runs from base 176 to 1693 and encodes 505 amino acids. The transcript has 12 exons. NCBI's taxonomy places the organism in Eukaryota, Metazoa, Chordata, Mammalia, Chiroptera, Pteropodidae. Gene Ontology annotation, biological process: phosphatidylserine biosynthetic process. Gene Ontology annotation, molecular function: L-serine-phosphatidylethanolamine phosphatidyltransferase activity.
CAAUGCACCGCCCACCCUUUCCUAACCGCCCCCAGCCCCUGCUCCCCAGAGACCCCGCCGGCAGGCGCCGCGACCCCUUCCCGGCGCUCCCCGCGCCGUGCGCGGCGCGCUCGCGGUGACCCGGUGUGCGUGAGGUCACGGUGCGGGGCGGAGCGGCUCUCGGGGCCGAGGAGCUAUGCGGAGGGGCGAGCGCAGGGACGCUGGGGGACCACGGCCAGGGUCUCCUGUGCCCGCGGGCAAGGCAUCGUUGGAGGAGCCGCCGGACGGCGCGUCCUCGGGCCGCCGCAGCACCGAGUCCGAGGUCUACGACGACGGCACCAACACCUUCUUCUGGCGCGCCCACACCCUCACCGUGCUGUUCAUCCUCACCUGUGUGCUCGGCUACGUGACUCUGCUGGAGGAGACGCCGCAGGACACGGCCUACAACACCAAGAGAGGUAUUGUGGCCAGUAUUUUGGUUUUCUUAUGUUUUGGAGUCACACAAGCUAAAGACGGGCCAUUUUCCAGACCUCACCCAGCCUACUGGAGGUUCUGGCUGUGCGCCAGUGUGGUCUACGAGCUGUUCCUCAUCUUCAUCCUCUUCCAGGUAAGCGGCUCCUCUGUGUUGGCUGUGCUGUGGGAGCUCAGGUGGUCAUGUGGCCCCCAGACUGUCCAGGACGGCCGCCAGUUUCUGAAGUAUGUUGACCCCAAGCUGGGGGUCCCGCUGCCAGAGAGGGACUACGGGGGGAACUGCCUCAUCUACGACACAGACAACGAGACCGACCCUUUCCACAAUGUGUGGGACAAGCUGGACGGCUUCGUGCCUGCGCACUUCCUCGGCUGGUACUUGAAGACGCUGAUGAUCCGCGACUGGUGGACGUGCACGGUCGUGAGUGUGAUGUUCGAGUUCCUGGAGUACAGCCUGGAGCACCAGCUGCCCAACUUCAGCGAGUGCUGGUGGGACCACGUAGGCGCCCUCCUCCCGCAGUGGAUCAUGGACGUGCUUGUCUGCAACGGGCUGGGCAUCUACUGCGGCAUGAAGACCCUCAAGUGGCUGUCCCUGAAGACGUACAAGUGGCAGGGCCUCUGGAACAUUCCAACGUACAAGGGCAAGAUGAAGAGGAUCGCCUUCCAGUUCACGCCCUACAGCUGGGUCCGCUUCGAGUGGAAGCCGGCGUCCAGCCUGCGCCGCUGGCUGGCCGUGUGCGGCAUCAUCCUGGUGUUCUUGUUGGCAGAGCUGAACACCUUCUACCUGAAGUUCGUGCUGUGGCUGCCCCCCGAGCACUACCUGGUCCUCCUGCGGCUGGUCUUCUUCGUGAACGUGGGCGGCGUGGCCAUGCGGGAGAUCUACGACUUCAUGGACGACCCGAAGCCACACAAGAAGCUGGGCCAGCAGGCCUGGCUGGUGGCCGCCAUCACCGCCACGGAGCUGCUCAUCGUGGUCAAGUACGACCCGCACACGCUCACGCUGUCCCUGCCCUUCUACAUUGCGCAGUGCUGGACGCUCGGCUCCGUGCUGGUGCUCACCUGGACCGUCUGGCGCUUCUUCCUGCGGGACAUCACCCUGCGGUAUAAGGAGACCCGGCGGCAGAAGCAGCAGAGCGGCGGUGACCAGGGCGGUGCUGUUGGCCCCGUGGACGGGCAGCCGCCUGGACCGGGCGACCCCCCGGAGCCAGCGCAGGCUGAGAGGGAGGGGGCGCCGGCUCUGAACUGACACCGCCCUUCGUGACCACCGGGACCCUGGCCUGCUGUCCCCGCACCGUGACUCCCGCCGGGAGCCUGACGGGCCUCGCCUCCUGGGUCUUCCCUCUUCUCUGUGCGUGUGCAUGACGGGCUCAGCGAGGAGGGCGUGAAGGCGGUCCAGCCCAGGCUGCGGUGUGCGUGCGGCAUGUGUGCAUGCGUGUGGCGUGUGCGGGGGACGCGUGUGAGGGUGCGUGUGUGUAAGAGUUGUGCCUCUCGGGCUGGCAGGUGUGGCUGGGGUCUCUGCGUGGUCGGCCCACUGGCCUCUGGGUCCACACCAGGCCCUUGGGCCCCCUUUCUCCCUGCUGGCGCCCGUUGGCCCCCUGGCGGCCUGUGUCGGUGCCCAACCCACGGACACGCGAGGUGGCGGAGACAGGUGGACACAUGCGGCCCGGAGCCGCUCCCUUGGAGGCUCCCUCCAGCUCCACCAACACGGAGGCGUGUGCACGCGGCAGAGGGCGCUGUGGCGUCGCGUCCAAAGCUCCAAGGCCCAGGGGCCCAGGGUGGGCAGAGGGUCAUGGGGUCUCUGGCCUGGACCCAAUGGUCAUCUCCGUGAGCAAACAGAAUAAAGCAGCAGUGGCCUGCG